AUGCUCAACGAACGUCCUCCGUUCUACCAGCCCAACCUGUCGCGCGGAUCAGGACUGCGCCUGUUGCGCGCUGAAUGUCCGAAGCGCAAACUCAAUCCCAUUGUACAUCUGAACUAUCCCUCGCCACCCAUGUCAAUCCCGCCAUUGUCGCCGAAGACUCCUCUGGAUCAUUCUGCUUCACCAUCUCGACAGCCUCCUGUCGCUGCUGCGGCAACAGCUGACCGAGCCACUACUACUACUUCUACUACUUCUACUACCCUUCCCAUGCCCACAGCUACCGCAACCAGUGUUGCAUAUAGCCCGUCAAAUUAUGCCUCGAGAGCGCAGGACCUCUUUACGCACCCAUAUCAUCCCACAACACCGAGCCACCCUUCGCGAUCCUUUCACACAUUCAGCACCCGGCAGCCGCCGCCCAUUUCGGGCCCUUCAUCAACGGCUGUAUCGGAGUCGUCGUCGACGAGACCAGGUCCAAGUCCCAAGGGAGGACGCAAGCCGAAAGCACAUGUCGCCUCAGCAUGUAUUAACUGCAAACGUGCGCAUCUCAGCUGCGAUAUCAAUCGACCGUGCGCACGAUGCGUGUCGUCGGGGAAACAGGAUUCCUGCUUCGACGUUCAGCACAAGAAACGCGGACGACCGAGGCUUCGAGAAGAUGGUGACUUUAGAGGGGAGCGCAUGGUCCCCGAGCGUACAUCUGCUGCACCUGCUGCAUCUGUAGUGCCGCCGACGGAAGGAGCUCCAUCAUCCAGAUCAAUGGCUGUCCCGCGACCUCGACGAGCAGAAUCGUUCCGCUCGCUUCGUUCGCAAGAUAGCGACGUGCCUCGACAACUCGGACCUCCCACAUACCCAUACGAUCCGCUACGUACAGCUGCUACCACUUACAUGCCGGCGGAAUAUCCACGACCGGCAUCAGAUUCGGAUGUGCCGACUGCCUAUCUUGAUCUGGAUCUCAUCAUCAUCAAGGCCAAUUCGUCGUUCUGUCACAUGAUGCAGACCCACGAGCUGGAUCAUGCUGGGCGGCAGCUCAGUGAGAUUGCGGUGCCCGUCGACGGAGUAAGCUUUGCAUCCAUACGAGCAUUACUGAGGGCCGAGCGCGAUCAUCAGGCUCCUGCAUAUAUGCCACCCAUCGUGCAAGCGGGCCAGGACUUUCUGGAGGGAGUUUCACUGAAUGAUGUCGACCGAUGUGUCCUGGGCCACGAAGAUCACACGUAUACGUGGCGACCGUCGUCAGCCGGGGGUUCUUCGCCAGUCUUUCCCGCACGCGUGAGGUUAGCGAAGGCGAACGCGUAUUUUGUCGCGGUAACCCUGCCAAGCCCUCAGCCUGCCUUCUCACACGGAUUACACACGAAUCCAUUGCGACCUCACGCGCACUUCAUGUCUCCUCCAUUGCAUCCGGAUUUGCACCCUCCCGAGCAGUAUACAUAUUCGCGAUAUCAACCGAGUCAAUCGGCGCCCGCUGGAAGGUACAUGCCGCAUCCUACAACGGGACCGUUACCGGCUCCACAUCGGACGCCUGGUCAUCAGCCCACGCGUUCUUACCCGCCUCCCCAGCCACACGUACCGUAUCAACAACAGAUUGAACGGCAGCCGCCGCCGGUGGAACGCUUCUCACAAUCGAUCCGUCCGCAGACAUCAUCCGGUAUGCCAGCAUCCGUCAUGGUACCCCGACUUCCUCCCGCCGAGCCACCGACAGCAACCACCGUCUUCAAUCCAAGAUCAGCGCCGCAAGAAUCACAUCCUAGCCAUACUUAUAUACAGCCGACUGGAGUCCAAUUACCGCCGAUGCUAGGCGCUGCACCCUAUCCAGCCGGGCUACAUGCUCACAGCAUUGGAGCGACGUCUGCUGAUGCCACUUCGAGUGCCCGACCCCCCGACAUCACAAAGUCCACGGAAGCAUCUCCAGACGAGGGCGAGAGUGCAACCAGAACACCACGAAAACGCCGGAAACUAGACCUGGGCGAUGUCUUGCAUCAGGACUGA
Molecule: messenger RNA, 1977 nt
Organism: Sphaerulina musiva SO2202
Lineage: Eukaryota; Fungi; Ascomycota; Dothideomycetes; Mycosphaerellales; Mycosphaerellaceae
Exons: 2
Coding region: 1-1977 (658 amino acids)
Biological process (GO): regulation of DNA-templated transcription
Molecular function (GO): zinc ion binding; DNA-binding transcription factor activity, RNA polymerase II-specific
Source: RefSeq, a predicted model, not a curated record